AUGGGGGAUAUGUACGAGUGUCCCCAGCCUGUGCGGGUGGCGGUUCAGGUCCCACCCCGGGCCGCUCCGCCCGUCAGCCGGUACGGACCCACCACCGCUGCGCCUAAGCGCGACACCAAACUGCCAGCUCCCCGGACGGACCCGACCAGCUCCGAUGACUACGAGUGCCCGGCGGCGGUGGUCAUCCGCCCGCAGCCCGUACGUACGGCUCCCAUGGUGUCGUCUUCGCCUAGGCCCAUCCACCGAGCCAACAACUACCCUGCCGGAGCCCCAAAAAGGACCAAUUCGUCGGGCGAGAAGACCAGCUACCGGGCCAGCUUCCUGAUCUUCACCCUGCUGAUGGUGCUGUCCGUCAGUCUGCAGGUGUCUGCCUUCAUCCUGUCCAUGUCUGCCGGGAACGACGCUGAGGAACUACGCGAACAGCAAAAGAAGUUUCAACUGAAGACAGAGGGACGCUUCAAAGCACUGGAAGCUCAACUGGCAAAGCAGAAGGCAGCCCUUUCUAAGGCCCAGAAGCAUGCUGGACCCACUGAGAAACCAGAAGGUGAAGCAAUGACCACGGCCACAGCCUUGGAGGAUGCGGCCAUGAACGUGGAGAAGAUCCCCACGGCCAAGCAGCAGAAGCGCCUGACCAGGGCCACCCCCGACGCCAAGGCUGCCCCCCUGCCUCUGCAUGCCACCACCCCGGAGCCUGAAGCACAGGCACCCUUCGGAGGCAUCCAGUUGGACUACAUGAUGGACAGCUUUGCAAAGGAGGACUGUGCUGACUGGUACAUGGCAGGCGUCAUUGAGGACGGCCCACGGUUCAUCCGGCCCAGGGGUACUCGCACCAAUCAGGAGGUGUACUGCCACAUGGACCAGGAGGGGGGAUGGACUGUCAUCCAUGCUCGCAAGGGAUUCAAUCCAGGCCUCUACCAUGAGCCCUGGUACAUCUUCAAGAAGGGCUUCAAGCUGGAGGGCUGGGAGUCCUUCUGGCUGGGGAACGACCUGAUCCACAACAUCACCCGCCAGACGACCUACCAGCUCAAGGUCAUCGGAACCAAGGACGGAACCUACCCGACCGUGGCUGCACGUCAUACAAUGUUCCGUGUUGGGAAUGAAGAAGAAGGCUACCGACUGAGCCUGGGGGAUUUCAUGGAGGGCGAUGCUGGCAACAUCCUGGAGAUGUACGACGGACAGCCGUUCGUCACCGCGGAUAGAAGGAUGGAGCCUGAUGUUCCUGGGUGGUGGGCAUCCAUACAUGCUCUGGGCCAAUGGCUCCGCAGCUAUGCCCCAGGCAUGCCAUUUGUGGACAUGGUGGACCUUAAGAUGAUGAUCAAACCGACUUAAAGGUUGCGUACUUGACUCAUUUGGUCUUGCUUAAUUGUGAUUGGCCAAACUGUUUAAAUGAAGACACCAUAUUGUCUGAAACAGCUACAUGUAGGUCAAUCGCAUGGCAUUUCCCUUAAUAAUAGCCUCAAUUGCAGGUUCCUGUUGGAAUUGUGUUUCUUUUCUUAUCACAUGGUUUCUUAUCACAUUCAUAUUGGGGAGUUGGCCAUCUAUUGAUUCAAGAACAUGUGAGAGAUCAGAAAACAGAACCGAGCAGCCUUUGUAAGGGCACGGUCACAUAGGUCAUGCGAUUAUUGUACGAUUUUGAUGUCAUGGAUUUACAAACAGGCUGUGACAGAACCAACCACCGACAUGGAUCCAAAACAGCAUUUUUGUGUACCAAGACAGUUGAACUUUGCAAGAGACGUACGUUUUUGUCCUCCCAAAUGCCCAAAGUUAGCGAUCGUACGACAAUUGCACGACCUUUAUGUGACUAUGCCCUAAGUACUGCUUCUCCUAUUGGGUCAGUUAGUCCUCACUCUUAGUGAGCAAUGUUUCUGACUCAGGGACAAGAGAUGCCAUUACAGUUGCAUACAAAUGUAUGUAUGUAACAUGCAACUCCAGAGUGGCCUUCAGAUCACACCUUGCACCUUGUAUAUGCCUUGCACCUUCAGGUCUUGUACGUGGUAACUGGUAACCAUUAAGUAAAAAAAGAAUUUAAAAAAACAACAGAAACAAAACGGCACAAAUCAGAAAAAAAGCCACAGAAAAAAAACUAGCCACUAUAAAGGCUUCUGCAGGAGGCAGAGGAUCAUUAUCUCAUUAUCACUGUAUAGUUUGAAAUGCUGUCAAAAAAUCUGAACUUCAUGACAUGACAAUCAUUUACAUUGAUGAAAUUGUAUUUUUAUAAGCUUGAGAUGACAAAUUUUGCAAAGGAAAUUGUCAACAUGGGCUCCCAAACAAUGAGAAUUUAAAGCUGAAGACAGUCUUGGAUACUUCAUGGAGAAUCUUGUAUCAAUGUGUGACAAUUUAUUUUGCUGUGGUGUUUUGGAGUUUGACACCUUUUUUUAUUAUGAUGUAACGUUACAUAGUGUAGACUUUACCAUCUUUCUUGUUUAAUUUUUUAUCAGAGAUGUCAAAUGAUUGCAAAAUGUCAUUAUUAUCUAUGACUGAAAGACUGUAUGAAAGAUCUAUUGUACAAUCUAAAACAAAACUUUUAAAGCCUGUUGGCUGAAUUUCACUUUUUUUAGCAGAAUAUUCAUAGAGCUCACAAUUUAAAGCCUUUUCAAUACUAUAUCUACGUCAAGUGUUGACAAUUUUUCUACCAUUGCCUUUAGAUGACGUUGUAUAACAGAAAAUUUUGUCCUUUGUUAUUCAUGCAUAAUAAUGUGUAUAGUCGAAGGACACUUUAACAGAGAUUUGCGCAUAUCUGUAUGAACAUACAAAGUGUACUUAUUAUUUAAAAAAUAAUCAUAAUUGCAAUGUAAUAUAAUAUAUAAUAUAAUGUAACAUAAUUACUAUAAUUUCAAAUUGCACCUAUUCUGUUCUCAUGAAUUCUCAUCUGUUCCAUAGUGCGUGGUGUCUAACUAAUUUGUGUCUGAAUAGCAAAUAACUAAAAGAUGAAAAAAAUUGUAUGUCAGGUUCGGAACAAUUACGGGUGAUUGUACAGAGAAGGUUCUAGUUGCUCCAGAUUUAAUAUUCAUUGAUUUGUUAUAGAUGAUUGAGCAUGCAGAAAUUGUCUACCAUGCUUUUGUAAUAUUUCAACAAGAGUGAUAGCAAUUUAAAUGAAUUUUUUAUUGUUAAUAUGAAUGUUUUUUUAAAUCUCUGUUGAGUGAUGUUGAAUAAUGAAAGCAAGUUAGUUGUCUGAAACUUUCAAUCAAAUUGUUGGAAAGCAUGUGUCAUAUACAUGUGAGAGAUUGUAAAUAGUAUGCCUGUAGAUGUAUUUGUGAACAAACCUUUUUACAGAGUAAAUUUUCUGGUGAGGACAUUUUGGCUUAACAAAAUUGAUCGAUUGAAAUGUUGUAAAAAGCUGUGAAGAAAUAUUCCAUGAUUUUUUUUGUCCUUAACAAGCUUUAGCAGUCACACAAUUCUACAUUAGAGUUGCCAUCCUGGAAGGUACAUUGCUAAAAUAUAUGCAAAAUGUACGCAAUUAUCGAUUUCCAAAAGAAAAAAGCAAUGUAGUAUGAGUGAUGUUUGUAAGAUACUUGUGAAGUAAUAUUUUUGGUGGAAACAUGACUUGUAGGCAUUGCUUCAUUGUAUUAAUAAUAGUGUACAACAGAUUUUAGUGACUUAACUAUCCCAUCAUGCAUCAUACUGGUUGACAAA
Branchiostoma floridae (Florida lancelet) is the source of this 3633-nucleotide messenger RNA. RefSeq names its product angiopoietin-4-like. The record is from RefSeq and is a predicted model, not a curated record. The transcript is spliced from 8 exons. NCBI's taxonomy places the organism in Eukaryota, Metazoa, Chordata, Leptocardii, Amphioxiformes, Branchiostomatidae. Bases 1 to 1329 code for a protein of 442 amino acids.